Messenger RNA from Gavialis gangeticus (Gharial), 5236 nucleotides. It is a transcript of the gene PPM1K, whose product is annotated as protein phosphatase, Mg2+/Mn2+ dependent 1K. Gene Ontology annotation, biological process: protein dephosphorylation. Gene Ontology annotation, molecular function: cation binding; protein serine/threonine phosphatase activity. The record is from RefSeq and is a predicted model, not a curated record. The transcript has 8 exons. Bases 356 to 1471 code for a protein of 371 amino acids. Lineage: Eukaryota; Metazoa; Chordata; Crocodylia; Gavialidae.
GGGCUGCCCUGAGCUAAAAUAAUACUGAAGGGAUGGGGCGAGAGAGAGAAGAAUCCACCCCAGCAGUACGGUGCAUCCUGCCUCGGAAGUAUCUGUGUUGUUUAAAAUCCGAAGCUGUCAGUGACAAUGACCAUCUUCAUCAGCUUUACCGUAUAAGAAGAAUAAGCUGAUGUUUUGCCCCACUAAGACUUGUGCUGAAGGGUAGCUAGGAAGGUUGCUUCCCUUGCCAUUUGCAGCUGAAAGCAAGUCGACCUUGGGAGAGUGCUUUGCACAAUGUUUUCUUAUUGUUUUUGAAGACAUUCCAGCUGCCCAGUGUCAGUCUUUCAUUCACAACAAAGCUCUACGGAACUGAGUUAUGUCAACAGCUGCUUUGAUUACUUUGGUGAGAAAUGGAGGUUGUCAAAUGAGGAGAGUGCUGCUAACGCCCUGCCUUUUGCAAGACAGCAAGUGUGUGACUGCUGUGCGCCUCAGCUCUACGACUCAACGCAGGGCUUCCCGCUUCGACCCUGAUGGCAGUGGGCGGCCCGCCACGUGGGACUCCUUUGGUAUCUGGGACAACCGGAUUGAUGAGCCCAUCCUUCUCCCACCAAGCAUAAAAUAUGGGAAGCCCAUUCCCAAGGUCAGCCUGGCCAAUGUGGGCUGUGCCACCCAGAUUGGCAAGCGGAAGGUGAACGAGGACCGCUUCAAUUAUGCUGAGCUGACUGACAGCGUCCUGUAUUUUGCAGUGUAUGAUGGGCAUGGCGGGGCAGCUGCAGCUGAUUUCUGUGAUAAGUACAUGAAGAAGUAUAUUGAAGAAUUUCUUCCUCAGGAGGAGAACUUGGAGAUUGUGUUGACCAAAGCUUUUCUAGAAAUAGACAAAGCAUUUGCAAGACAUGCUCACUUAUCUGUGGAUGCAACCUUGCUGAAUGCUGGGACCACUGCAACAGUGGCCCUGCUGCGAGAUGGUAUUGAACUGGUUGUGGCCAGUGUUGGAGACAGUCGGGCACUCUUGUGUCGAAAGGGAAAGGCUGUGAAGCUCACCAUUGACCAUACUCCGGAAAGGAAGGAUGAGAAGGAAAGGAUAAAGAAAUGUGGUGGCUUCAUAGCCUGGAAUAGUUUGGGACAACCUCACGUGAAUGGGAGGCUUGCAAUGACACGUAGUAUAGGGGACCUGGAUCUGAAGAGCAGUGGAGUGAUAGCACAGCCAGAAACUAAGAGGAUUCAGUUGCAUCAUGCAGGUGAUAGCUUUCUGGUCCUUACUACAGAUGGCAUUAACUUCACGGUGAACAGUCAAGAGAUAUGUGACUUGAUUAACCAGUGCCAUGAUCCUGCUGAAGCAGCCCUUGUUGUUACUGAGCAGGCAAUACAGUAUGGGACUGAAGAUAACAGCACCUCUGUCAUCGUGCCAUUUGGAGCCUGGGGGAAGUACAAAAACACUGACGUCAGCUUCUCCUUCAGCCGUAGCUUUGCCUCGAGUGGGAGGUGGGCAUGAGAACCCACUGAAGUUAUUCUUUUCCAUGCAAUGGCUUGUAUGCAGCAAGAUACAGGAGAACACAUCCAUUUCUAUGUUGACUGUGUCUUGUCCACCUCUUUCCCAGAAUUGUACACAACAUGAGACUUACUGCUUCCAGGUUAGGGAACAAGCCCUUGUCACUUACAUUUUCCCACUUUUUAUUUAUUUUGGCCAGAGUUCAGGCAGCUGUUUGUGUUUCUCCUCCUAGGAGACGUGUAGCUUGUGUCUCCCUGUUCACAAAUGACUAGAUGCUGGACUUUCACACGUUAAAUGCUUCCUGCCUAAUGUGUGUUUUGUACUGACUGCUGUAUUUAGUGUCCCUGGUUAUUUAGCAGCUGUAAAGGACUGGUAUGAUGUAUUCUGAGCCAUGUGCUCUUCACUUUGUGAGACAGGUGAGCAGUGCACAACAAUUAUGAGAAGACAAGUCUUCCACUGGUAUAGAGGCACCAAAAGUUCCUCUGCGCUUCAGGAGAAGCAUGUGAAAAAUAGUGGCGUAGCUGUGAGAAAAGUGUCAGGAAGCAGCUCUUCUGUGCCAAUAUGAGCCAAACAGUAGAAUAAGUUUUUUCCCAAAGUCCACAUAAAUGAAUUCUGGUCUGUAGAAAACUACCCCUUGACUUCCAUGCACUGUGACCUUUUGAGUGUAAAUGCAUGUGCAGGAAAGGAGCCAGUGAUGACAUGGCAACUUAGGUGUAACAUGGGACAGACCUAAUGUCUGUGCCACCGGUACCAUCCUCUCUUUGGCCAGUGUGUGAUUUGAAGACCAUAUUACACCCCUGUACACAGUGGCAUUGAAAGGAAUAGGUGGCAGAUCUGUAGGGGAGCAAAAACAAUGUUUUUUCAAACCCAGAGACAGGGUAAGAGUGGAUUCCUUUUUCCUAAAGGAAGUAAUUUCAGUCUAUCUCAUUUUCUAAUAGAAAGCAGGGUGGGGAGAUUUUUCACUUUUCUGAAAGACAAUAAAGGUAUGGGGGCUUUUCAGCUGUCUGGGAUGGGAUCUAGUAAGUUAAUCCUUUCUUCUUUGCCAGCUGACUGGUUACUAGAUGCUUUUAGAUGCAUAAAGUAGACUUUCCCCUUUUCAGUUUUUUUUGACUCUCUGAAUUUGCUCAGGGCCUUGUCACACGUUCACUUGCAACAGUUGGAAAUCAUUAGUGACCUAUUAAAGUUAGUACCUGUUAAGAGCAAACCUUCACUGAAAGGGAACAACUUGGCAAUGCUGUGAGAGCACUUAACACAUGUUAAAAACUGCUUGUGUUUUAACUGUACUUAGUAAGUAUUAAGUUGAACAUGUGACAUCACCCUCAGAUUCCCAAACUGAAGUGUAACUGUGGGAAGGGGGGCACGUAGGGGUAUGUCUUUAAGCAAAGAGUGCCCCUUUUUCUUAUCCCUGUUUUUAAGGUGGAAGAAGAAACUAUGGGAGUCUGUGGUAGAUUAGGCACAAAGGGCCAAAUCUGCAGCUGGCUCAAACUUUCAGAACUCCCAUUGACUUCAGUGAAACUGCACUCAUUUACACCAGCUGAAGAUCUGGGUUAAAGUGCCCUGUUCUGGUCUCAGGUUCACUGAUACGCACCCCUCCCCCUUCCCACCACUGUAAAAACAGUGUAAUUAAAGGCAGGCAGGGAAAAACUGGCAUCUUCUCAAUAGUUUUGCUGUGAUAUUUUUCAUGCUAUUAAAUUGUUUCUGGCAAGAAAGGUUCUAAAAUUGAACUGUCACCUUAUACUAAGGGAGAGCAUUGCUGAGUUGCCCGGUGAAACACUUACUACAAUGUGAACUGUGGGCCUCUGUCACUUUUAAUCUUUCCCAUGCCACACCUGAUCUCACCAUUCCAGAUGUCUGAAGGCCUAUGACCAUUCUCUGGACAGGCAUACUUAGUAUUGCUCUGAAAGCAUCUACAAUUUUGCAUAGGGAGAGUGCCCUGGUCUUGUCUCAUUACUCAAUGUAUUAUAUGGUGUACAUAAUAUGUAUAUUGGUUUUAUAAGUGUGUGAAACAAUAUUUGUAAAUAUCCAGUGCUAUUGCCUAAGUCUAUGUCACAGGUGUAGUACAAUUAUAAGCCCUCUGUUUCAUAUAUUCAAAAGAUUUGCAGUUAAUCUUAAUCCAAAGGAAAAUGUUUGGUUUUCCAAAGUUGUGAGCCCAGUUUUGCUUCCCUGAAGCAGAAGAGACAUUUUCAGUGUCUAUCAGUAGAGUAGAAGCAGGGGCUCAUUUGGAACAAGUGUCUCUCUGGGUUAACUGUAUUUGUAGUACUGUUGGGAGAACUUGCCUUAUUUUGAGCCCUGAGGGUGACAUCCUGACACUAUUGAAGUCAGUGGAAAUGUUGCCAUUGAUUUCAGCAAGGUCAGAAUUUCAUCCCUGGUCUUUAUUAGCACUUCUAGAAAAUGGAUACACUAAAAUGCAUAGGCUGAGAGUGAGGCUUUAGAAAUGGCAUGUGUGUAUGAGAGAGAGACUACUAACUGUUGAGCCCUACUAAAGAUGUUUAAUAUAUGUUAUGGAUAGAUAAUAUGCAUGUAGAGAGCAUCUUCAUGUGUAUGCCACUAUCCUAAAUGCACAGCAUAUAUUGAUUACUGCCUUGUGAAUGUGCUGAUGUAGUGAGGAAGGGACUAAAUGCUACAGUGGGCAGUUCUGUUAGACUUGUUCCCCAAAGCAAAUAUGGCCUUGGUGAGACCCUGCUUAAUCUCUAGUGAAUAUUUGACCACAUGCCAAAACCCUCCUUGUACUGCGCAGUGGUUUUGGUAUCAAGUGAUAGACUCACACUAGCAGAAGUCUAGUGCAAAAUUUGUGGACAAAGCGCAUUGACACUUUCUCCUUCAUUUUUAUCCUCUGGCCCGUUAGCCAUAGAUCUGGUCUGAAGAUAUCACAAAGGCUUAGGAAUUUAGUGGUGCACACCCAUUUUAUUUUUAUAUAUUUAAUUUUUUUGUAAGUGUUAAAGUUUGAAUAGUAUUAGACAUUUUCCAGACUGAGCCCAUCCUAUUAAAUCGCUGGUGGGUAGUGAGAAAUUCUGCACUUCAAGUGCUGGAAUAAAAAAGCAUGGUAACUCAAAGAGUAUCUUGGGGAUAGGUUUAAGUUUGCCCUCUGGAAUGCAAGUUCGUGAUCUAAUUGUGUUCCCUGCAUUUUACUACAUCUCUUUCCUGUGUCUUAUCACUGAAUAUUGUAGAGAAUUAGAUAUUUUUGCAGUUUUGUUGGUUGGUGCUCCUCUGAGAGCAAUGAUUUGCGGGGGUUUUUAUGUUAGAAAGGAGAUAGAAAAGAAGGGACAUGAUGAAACUGCAGAACAGUACGAGUUGAAGAUAAAGGGCUCCCAUUAACCAUUUCUUAUGAGCAACAAAGGGAUAUUUAAUACUAUAGAAGGGCAGCAAAUUUAAGACUAAUAGAAGGAAUUAUUUGUUAAAACAAAUACACAGUUUGUCUGUGGAACUCCUUAGAUGUAUUUGAAGACAAAGGCUUAGUAGGAUUUCAAAAGGGUUAGGCACAUUAUAGAUAGAAAUUUUACAGUUGUAUCACCUGGGGGUGUAUUUAUACAAUAUAUACAGGUCUACAUAUGUAUAAUAAGGAAUAUCAGCACUCAAGACUUUGAAGCACAAGUCAUUUGCUGAGUGACAGGUGUUAGGAAGAAACUUUUCCUGUGGACAGGUAAUUGCAUAACUGCCCAUCAUGGAGUUUUUGCCACAGUCUUCUGAAGCAUAGAGUUACUGUUGGUACAAAAUACUGGACUGAAAUGUCCUAUGGGUCUGAAUUGGGCAAUUACUACGUCCUCAUUU